This is a messenger RNA of Didymodactylos carnosus, 1320 nucleotides long. NCBI's taxonomy places the organism in Eukaryota, Metazoa, Rotifera, Eurotatoria, Philodinida, Philodinidae. The record is from the annotation of a GenBank genome assembly.
AUGACUAAUUAUCAAAGCCAGCCAAUGCACUCUGCUUCAUCUACACCACCACAACACAGACCGCUAUAUCCACCUUCAACAGCGUAUAAUUCUUAUCAAUCUGCACCACCUCCGCCUUUACUCUCUCAACCAUAUAAUCCCACUCCGAUGUUUCCAUCACAAUCGACACAACCAUACACCACACCACCUAUGCCUGUUGUUCAGGAUAAGACGGGUACUUACAAUAGUGAAAUGAUUGAUUUAUUAAAAGCAAAAAGCGUUGUUAGUAAUUAUGCUGAAGAGGCUCCAACAUCCCCGCUAUUAUCAGACGAAAAUCAGCAAAUGAAUGCCAGUCCCGAUGUAAUGCGAUCCACUCUCAACGUUAUACCACAGACCAAAGAACUUUUAAAUAAAAGUCGUCUACCAUUUGGGAUACUAAUUCAUCCAUUUAAAGAUCUAGAGAGUUUAAGUGUUAUUCAAGGAAUGAAAAUUGUUCGUUGUGACUCCUGUAAAUCUUAUAUAAAUCCAUUUAUCAGUUUUAUCGAUAAUACACGUUGGCGAUGUAGUAUUUGCUCUCGUGUCAAUGAUUUACCACAAGAAUUUUUAUUUGAUCCAGUAACAAAAACAUACGGUGAUCCAUCUCGACGACCAGAAGUUCGAUUUGGUACAGUAGAAUAUACGGCGACAGCUGAUUAUAUGGCUCGACCACCACAGCCUGCUAUGUAUCUUUUUCUAUUGGAUGUUUCUCAUAACGCUAUAGAAACAGGAUAUUUGCAAUCAUUUUGCGAUGUUUUAUCCGAGAGUCUUAGCGUAUUACCUGGCGAUGCGCGUACACAAAUUGGUUUUUUAACCUAUGAUAGUCGUUUACAUUUUUAUGAUUUAUCUGAAAGACAGAAUGGAACAUUUCGAAUGAUGAUUGCACCAGAUUUAGAGAAUAUUGAUAAUGAUUUUCUUCCAUUACCGGAUGGUCUAAUGGUGACAUUGGGCGAAAAUCGUACAACUGUAGAAACUUUUUUAAAUGAAUUGCCAAAAGUAUUCAAAGAAAAUAAUGAGACAGAUUCGGCACUGGGAGCCGCGUUACAAAUAGCUCUUAAACUAUUGGGUCCGACGGGUGGUCGAGUUACUGUUGUUCAAACAAGAAUACCAAAUGUAAAUCCAGGUAGUUUACAAGCGCAACACAGUCAGGAUAGUGGAAAAGAGCCAGUGAAUGUUGCACCAACGUCAGAUUAUUAUAAGAAGAUGUCAUUGGACUAUGCAUCACAACAGAUUGCAUGCGAUUUAUUUUUAUUAAAUAGUCAUUAUGUCGAUUUAGCAACAUUAAGUAAGAUAAUCGGUCAUUAG